Molecule: messenger RNA, 888 nt
Organism: Alexandromys fortis (reed vole)
Lineage: Eukaryota; Metazoa; Chordata; Mammalia; Rodentia; Cricetidae
Exons: 3
Coding region: 1-888 (295 amino acids)
Source: RefSeq, a predicted model, not a curated record
AUGCCCGGCUGUGUGUGUGUGUGUCGGGGAGGGGGAGAGCGGCCGCGAGGCGGGCGGGCGGGCGGGCGCGCGCGCGGGAGGCGGGCGGGCAGCGGGCAGCCCCGGCACCAGGACUCGGCGCGCCCUCGGCGGCUCGCCGCACCUCCCCGUUACUGGCGCCCGCGCUCCCGGGCCAUCUCCCUCCGUCACCACCGCUUACGGUCGGCCGGGGCAGCGGCACCAACUACACCGCGGCAGCGCGAGCCGGGGGGAGGGGGCGAGAGGCCGUGUUCUGGUCCCGCGCAGACAGCGAGCACCUUCAGCACCUUCCCCUCCUCCGGCUCCGCCACCGCCUGCCCUCCUCCCCCCGCCGCCGCCGCCGGGUCCUUAAAGCUCGCCGCCUCCUGCCGCUGCCGCUGCUACCGCCGCCGCCGCUCCACCAACUACAUCCGGGCAACUCGGCCGUGGCCGCCUUCGGAAAAGCUCGGCAGUUUCCGCCACACCCCCCUCCUACCCACCCCACGCGGCUUGAGGACGCCGCCUUCGGCAAACCUCGGGGUAGUCGUGCUCGGGGGCCUGCGAGAGACGGGCCCCGGGGCCUCCGGGCUGCGCUGGGUGGGAGCCGCCUUCGGGAGGAGAACCGUGGGGCGCGAGGGACGCCAUAGCGAACUAAAUGCGGGGCCGCGGCAGCUGCGCGUGCGCCCAGAGGCGCAACGGCGGCGGGGGCGGGGUGCCCUCCGCGAGUCGGCCGCGGCCCCCGCCCCUCGGGCUCCGCGUUGGGGUCGGAAAGCCCCUAAUUGGGCGGCCCGGACGGUCGCCGCGGAGGCUCGGUGGGCCGCGGCGGAAGUCGCCCUCAACCGGCCACUGGAACCCGGAAGCGUGGCCGGGUGCAGUCACCUGCCCGGCUAG